Messenger RNA from Meriones unguiculatus (Mongolian gerbil), 3120 nucleotides. RefSeq names its product chromosome 15 C2orf72 homolog (gene C15H2orf72). NCBI's taxonomy places the organism in Eukaryota, Metazoa, Chordata, Mammalia, Rodentia, Muridae. Bases 55 to 909 code for a protein of 284 amino acids. The record is from RefSeq and is a predicted model, not a curated record. The transcript is spliced from 3 exons.
UCCGCAGAGGCGGCCGGGGAGCUCUGGGUCCGGUGCAGGAGGCCGGCUGCCAGCAUGGAGAGCGAGCUGGAGGCGCUGGCCCCGCGGCCCGCGAGCCCGGCCGAGCCGCCCUUCCAGGCGCUGGUGGAGGCGGCGGGCGGCCGCGGGCAGGUGCUGCUGGUGGGCGAGCUGUGGGAGCGAGAGCAGAGCCGAGCGCUGCUGCGGGACUUCGCGGGCGCCGUGUUCCCUCCCGAGCCCGCGCCGGGCGGGUCGGGCUGCGCGGAGGCCGAGGGCGAGGCCCCCGCGGCGGCCGCCGAGCCGCCCCGGGCCCCGGGGGCGAGGGCGGCGCGCGCCAUCCGCUCGCGGCUCGUCUUCGUGCUGUGCCGCGCGGGGUCGCUGGCCGCCCGGGAGCCGCGGCGCCGCCUGCGGGAGAUGCUGCGGGACGUGCGCGGCCGGAGGCGGGAGGGCGCCGCGCUCGUAGGGGUCCUGGUGACAGACGCGGGAGCCGAGGACGCGGCGGCGCCCGGGCUGCGGCUGCUCGAGGCGCUGCUGCGCGCCGUGUUCGGCCGCCAGGUCGGGGGCCCGGUGCAGGCUGCCGCCUUCAGUCCCGGCCGCCCGGCCUCCAGCCUGGCGGUCCAGGAGGCGGCCUGCAGGGCCCUGCACGCCGCCGGGCCGGGGCGACCAGUAGAAGGUGCCUGGGAAAGAUCCGGCCUACUGACGUGCUUUUCCUGGGGUCCCUGGAGCCAGAGGAAGAGCCGAGAUGUCACCUCCCCCCGAGGCCCAGCUCAAGAACACCUCCGGGUCUCAGACGAGAAGCUUGCACUGACAGCCAUAUUUCCCAACGGAGACUGUGAAGAGCGUGGAAGUGGAUCUAGAGCCCAGGAUGGAGUCGUCCACAUGCCACCCGAGCCCUUGGAGGACACAAGAUGAAGGCUGGACCCCUGGACUGGCCCUAACCUGCACACUGGGGUCUGGCCCUUCUCAGUGAGUCUCCAUGUCACCGUGUUGACCCCAGCUGAAGGUGACUGACUAUAAAGACCCCACAAGCUUGGGGGCAGCUGCCUUCACUUGCCAGCCAGGCAACAAGACCUGUGGGACCUCCUUCACACUUGGUGAUUUUUUCACUCUGUGAUUAUGGUGAUCUUGUCUCUCUGUGCCUUCAUUUCUCUGAGCCAAGGAGACCCUGUAACCACUUUGCAGACACGCCACUCAGUCUUUCUGGGGCUUGUUUCCCAAGUGAUUGAAGGGGCUGCCAGCCUAGUGGCUUUCUCUCAGGGGCCACACUGCACCUCUGGGCAACACUGGAAACUUGUGUGGGAGCAAUAAGAGGGCAUCUCACGGUGUGUAGGAUGGACUAACCACAAAUAAUUGGUUUACUCAGAAUACCGAUUGUUACAGUUUUGAGAAACAGAAGGACCAAUCCCGUCUCCCUGUCAUUCUGGGAAGAGAUCCCCUUAGGUUUCUUGGGACAUUGGCUCCCAGAACAAGCCAAAAUAAAGACCUGACUGUUACCAUGAGGCAGCCUGUGAGGCCAGAGCCAAGAUGGUUUGUGUGUUGCAAGGCCAGGACCAAAAGCACCUUGCAUGCUGUGAGAAAAAAACAGGCCUCUGUCUUCCUCAUGUUGACACUGAUUACUGUGCCAAACCCUUUGAGGAAAAGUUUGCUGGGAGCUGGCUAUAGCAGCAAGGGCAGGGAAAGCCAGGGUGUUGGGGCGCUCAGACCCUCUGACUUGUACUAGAUCUCAGGUCCUCGCCCAAGAAUCCUGGAGCUUCUAGGAUCUUCCUUCCCUCUGAGUCUGUGAGUUACAGAGUGGUUAAAUGUCCUCCAUGGAGCCUCCCGGGCUAUCUGUUCAUGCAGAGGCAACCAGGGAUUGCCUCUGCUGCUCCUGCCUGCCCCUGGAGAAAUCAGUGUUUGGAAGGACAAAGGCCCCUAAUGGUUUUCCCUAAGGUGAUAAAAGCACUGUCAGAGUGAAGUGGAUAGACCCGCGUGUUCAUCUGUGAUCCCCUCUCCAGGUACCCAGUUGUGCUUGCUUUGUGUAGCUCCCUGCGAGGAACUGCCUACCUGUGCAUCAUAAUUUCCACUCUUUCUGUGCCAGUACCAAGGCAGAGGACCCUCCCUGUUCUGCGCCUCCAUUUCCUCUUGGUGAUCCAUGGCCUGAUCCUAUCCUCAUGGAGAGAGAAUGUGGAGUGCAGAGGGUUAGCAUCUUUCUGGCGUGAGGCGGAUGCAGCAUCAUUUUAAUAACGCACGCUGGUCCCGUGGGAAAUAGUCCCAGCCGGCAUUUUUUAUUGAAGAAUGAAUGGAGGCGGGGGUUAUAGUCCAGUGAGUAGAGGGAUAACCUAGCAUGCUAGUUUGAUGCCCACCACUGCAUUAACUGGACGAGUUGCCUAUGCCUGUAAUCCCAGUACUUGAGAGGUAAGGAUGAGAAGAGCAGAGGUUCAAAUUUACCCUCAGUUACAGUGUGAAUUGUAGGCUAGCCUGGACUACAUAAGACCCUGUCUUUAAAAAAAAAAAAAAGAAAAAAAGAAUUUUGAAUUAUCAGUUAGACCUGGUUUUGCUUUUAAAUGGGGAGAGUGGUAUAUUUGAAGCUGUUAUUUUUUUGUUACAAUAUUGACCUAUGCAAUCCUGUGUAUUCACUCAAUUGGAGUUUUGUUAUUUGAUUAAGGAAGGGCUAGAAAUUUAAGUGGGGAUUCGUCUAAGACCGAAGUUACAAGGGCUAAAAUCUUCUGUGUUUGUUACCCAUGUUUGAAACUGCACAUUUCAGUCAACAUAGUUCCCUGGGCGAGGGAGUAUGUACCUUCCGCUCCAGUCUGUGGCGGUUCCUCUCCAGCCCUCACUUGGAACGCCAUGCCCACAGCACUCUCCUCCCAGCAGACACAAAGACUGGGUGUCAUGAAGAAUGCUCUUGUGGGGCCCCUGCAGAGGACUUUAGGAAGGCGUGAAGGUUGGAGUGGCCUGAGGGAGACUGGAGACCCAAAGGAAGCCAGGAGUCCCUGGGAGCUGUGUGAGGAGCUGCCAGUGAGGUCCCAGUCUGGCUCCUGGGGUUCUAACCCGUAGUGUAAUAGCAGUUCCCCUGCUUUUGACUUGAAUGCUGGUUCCUCAUGUCUAAUAAACUAGACAGUGCCUCACUGGUAUCUAAUAGAA